Lytechinus variegatus (green sea urchin) is the source of this 3975-nucleotide messenger RNA. RefSeq lists its product as uncharacterized. The transcript has 4 exons. The coding region runs from base 203 to 721 and encodes 172 amino acids. Lineage: Eukaryota; Metazoa; Echinodermata; Echinoidea; Temnopleuroida; Toxopneustidae. The record is from RefSeq and is a predicted model, not a curated record.
GUGGUUAAUGGAUGGCGGGGGAGCUGUGUCAUAACAAUUGAAAACAUGAAUAAAUGAAGUGGGUUUUCCCCGGUACGGAGCACUAAACAGCCAUUUAAACGAAUGCGUAUCAAUCGACAACGCCUGGUGAGACGGAAAAGGGCUUCUCGCAACCGAACAGAUUAGAAUCUGAUACCAAAGAGCAACAUCAACAACUUGAGCCAUGUCUGCGUAUUACUAUGAAGGUCCAUGGGAUUACUAUGAUGACUGUGAUGACUAUGAUGACUAUGAUGACUAUGAUGACUAUGAUGACUACUAUUAUGAAGAUAUCAUAAGAGAAGUUAUGUAUGAGCAAGGGGAUUCCCCGGCAGAAAUACCUCACCGUUCAAAAAUACAAAGCGUGAGGGGGUAUGGGAAGAGCCAAUGUGAAUACUGCGAUAGAACAUGGAGCACGUACCAAGCAUACGCGGUCAUUGACCUCAAAAAACAACAAGUGGUGAGGAUCUACCAACAGAAAUGUAGAGAUUGCGGUACAGAAACUGAGCCAUAUUUUCCAAAGGACGAGUUUUAUGUGAUGAUUGAAAAGGCGACUGAGAAGGAGAAACUCCGCCGAAAUCCCAGUUCACAGAUCAGGAGAGUUGAUGAGGGCGGACGUCGUGGGCUUCCUCAACGUCCACCACACCGGAGUGAUCUCUGCGAAAUGUGCGGAUAUGGAAGGGGCAAAAAAUGCUGGGAGCGAUAAAUGCUUCGUUCUUGAAAAUGGCAACCUACGACAGUGGCCCGUAAUAGAGAUUAAUCGUUGAUUUAUAAAGAACAACUCUAAUUGUUUCUUUAGACAGUCUACUGGGCAAAAUUAAUUGUAUGUUUGAAAUACAUGAAAAUUGGAAAAUUGUUAAGUGAAAGCUUGAUACACUUUGUAAUUCACGAUCUGAGAGUUACAGUAGUCAAAUCAUUAAUAUAUAUUAGAAAAAGCAAGGGAACCAAGAUCGAUCCUCGUGGAACUCCGCAUUUUACUGACUGAAAGUCAGAAGAAAUAUUAUUGUGGCUUACAUCUCUCAAACCAUAAUAGUAUGAUUCCUCGAAUUCCAAAAUUUUCAAGUGUUUAAACGGAAAUUUGGUAGAUGAGAGUCUUUAUUUUUUAUUGCGUUUUGUAAAUUUGUAUUAAAGCCUGAUCCGUUGAAUGUCCUUUCCAGAAUCAUUUUAAAAAGGAGUUUCUGAAUUAAUGGAAUAAUGGGAAUAAAUUUACAAUAUGUAAAAACAUUAUAAGGAAGGAGUGAUAACAGAAUUAAUUUAUAAAUGCAACAUUGUAAGCAUAAGAUAAAGUAAUUUAUAAAAACACACACACACAGAGGCCAAUUACAUAUGCAAAGAAAUCCUAACGUCUCUCUUUAUUUUUAUUUUUUUAGAAAUCUAUGAUCAUUGCAAUAAAAUUUCUUUUUCAAAAUACUGCUAUGAUUGUAAAUGUAAGUAAUAACAUGGAUUAUUUUCCAAAUGUAGAUUUGUAUUGUUCAUGUUACAUGUGUAUAUACACUUAUUAUGUUCUCACAAGGCAUGUAAACAAGGGCCUUUUCAUACGUGAAUCUUAAAUCGUCAUUGUAAUGAUGAUUGCUAUUGUUAUCGUGAAUGUGAUUAGUGUUCGUUUAUUUUUUUAUUUAUUUUUAUUUUAUUGAUAUAUUCAUAUUCCACAAAUCAUUUCGUAAUAAAUCAUUUUUACAAUGAAGAGAUGCAUCAACUGCAUAACACAUACAGGAUUGAAACGUACCAAUGAAAUGAAAAAAAGUGCAGGGCCUACUGAAAAGCAAAGCUUGUAAAAUGUAGACCCCUUAUACAAGGGUAAUAUGAUGUAAGUUCAGUAGAGUAAAAAUAAUCAGCAAAAUUCUAUAAAUUUAUAUAGAUAUAUUGUAACACAAAUGUGUAUACACUAUAAUUAUACAAAAUUAAAUAUUUACUUUAAAAUAAUCAACACUACCAUGGAUAAAUAUGAAGUUCACAAAAUAUUUGAUUAAAUCAAUAGGAAUUCAGAUGAAAUCUUUUGAUGAGUAAUUUAAAUCGGUUAAGAUUAGCUGCCUCUUUUAAUACUCUGUCCAGAGAAUUCAAGAGUUUUGGUCCUGUUUUACUAGAAAAUACUGCUCUACUCUAAGGUAAGUGACAGUCAUUUAAUGCAAAGUAUUGUUUCUCAUAAAUUUCUUUUGGAGGAUAUUAGGUAAACUAUUUCUAUCUAGCUGAUACAUGAAUUGGAAUAGUUGUAAGCGGCAACAGGUCACUGACUUUAAGGAUACGUUGCUGACGAAACAAUUCAUCCGUAUGAGCUCUAAAGGACAUUAUUGCAUAUUAUUCUCAGUACUUUUUCUCUGAAGUAGCAAGACUUCAUUGAGUCUCGAUUGAGAGGCAUUACCCCAUGCCAGAAUUCCAUAAUUAACUAAGAUAUGGUAGAAUUAUUGCACAAUACAACAUGGAUAGCGCCUGUGUUGGUUUGGUUUCACUUGUGCUAAAUAUUCGUCAUUAGCCGUAUUUUUUUUCACUCGGAAUCACCAUUCAAAUUAAGAUUUUUUUACCGUGUGAAAGGGCGGCAAUACGGAGGAAAGUACUAUUUCAAUUAUUUCCUGAACAUUUGUUGGUUUGAAGAAUAAGGAGCAAUAAUGGGGAGAAAUUUUGCAAAAUUUUUAUUUAGUCUGUAAAGUUUGUUUGCUUUAGAGGGUCCUCGAUUACAACAACAACGAAAAAGGGAAUUAAACGUAUCAGGUACAUCUUCUGAAUUUAUCGCAGAGGGGUCCACACUCAACAAACCCUGUUUUUUUUUCAGUAUAGAUCCCUCCAUUUCCUCAACCUUUUGAAAAAAAAAAUGUUAAAGUAGCCGUACACAUUGUUUUAUCGAGAAGGUUGUACAUUAUAGUUUCUUCUUCGUUGUAUGUAGCAUUAUUGAUUAAUAUGAUUAUCACAUUGUUUAGUGUUUAAAGUACCAUUACCACUUCCUUAUUUUUCUUCUAUAGUCAUAUAUAUAUAUUUUUUUUAUUUGUUUUGAUUAGUAUGGUUAUGCUUUAUCUGUGUUAUCGUUUCCUAUUUUGUACAAUUUAGUUAUUUUGGAAAAUGAAAGAAAGUAAACUUGAAACUUGAACUUGAUUAAUAUAAACAAACUAUAUCCAUGUAUAGGCCUAUAAUAUCAUCGACGUUUAUGCAGAGUUUAUUUGAUUAAUGAAUACAUUGUUGAUUGAUAUGAACAAACUAUAUCCAUGUAGAAUUAUGAUUAUCAACGUUUAUUUAGAUUUUAUUUGAUGAACGAAUAUAUUGGUGAUUAAAUGGGCAAUAAUAAAAUGUCACGCAUGAUACAAUCAGUCUUAUGUAACUUUUAUAUUUAAGGGAUGUAUGCUGAUAUUUUCUAACCAGUGAUGGUGUGAACUGUUACCUAAAGUAAUAGUCUUAACCAUUACGUGAAGUAGGUUUCAUCCUUCUUUCUUGCUCCAAAUUUGAUCCAUGAGCUCAGUCAGGUAAAUCGCAUGACAGUUUUCCCCCAAUCUGGGGCCCGUUGCAGAAAGAGUUGCAAUCAAUCGCAACUCUAAAAAUCAUGCGCAACUUGAUUUUCAACCAAUCAACAGCGCGCAUUUGGAACUUGCGAUUGAUUUUUUGACUUGCGUUUAAACGCAACUGUUUCUGCAACGGACCCCUAGUGGAGGGAGGGGUAGGGGCUAUAUAUUUUUAGGGUUGUCUGUUGGUAUUUCCCAACCAGCAUGGUCUCAUCUAUUGCAUGUAUUUGUAACGUAGACCCUUACUUUUAUAUAUUGUAUUGCACUUUAGUUCGUCAAUAUCAUAUCAUGCAUGAUUUUUAAAGUUAUUUUGUGUGGGCUCUUAUCAUUUUGGGGUUGUAUGCUGAUUUGGUAUAAAGUUUAUGUACUCAUGAUGCAUGAUGUAUAUCCGUACUCCUGUCUUUCAUAAAAGAAUAUUAAUAACAAAUUAUACUGAAGAUGAAAAAAUAAAAGGUCCUUGUGUUUUGGAUCACCU